AUGGCAGUAGUGGGCUGCACAUUGUGCAUUAAAUUCAUGCUAUUUUUCUUUAAUUUUGUUUUCUGGUUGGCUGGAGGUGUGAUAUUGGGAGUGGCUCUAUGGCUUCGUCAUGACAACCAGACCAGCAGUCUUCUCAUGCAGCAGUUUGAAGAUCAGCAGGCUCCCAGCACCUUCUAUAUCAGUGUGUACAUCCUGAUAGCUGUGGGAGCUGUGAUGAUGUUUGUAGGGUUUCUCGGUUGCUACGGUGCCAUCCAGGAAUCUCAGUGUCUCCUUGGAACGUUCUUUUUCAUGUUGGUGUGUCUGUUCGCCUGUGAGGUGGCUGCUGGGAUCUGGGGAUUCAGUAACCGAGACACAAUCUCCAAGGAGAUGAUCAACUUCUACGAUGCGGCGUACAUCAAGUCAGUGGACGUCGUAGACUCUCCCAGCAAAACAGCUGCUAUCAAAGUCCUGGAGGUGUUCCACGAGACGCUCGACUGCUGUGGUAAAGGAGAUGACUCGCCCUUAUUCGUACAAGUAACCGGAGCUCUGUGUCCCAAGAAGAGCCUGGAAGAUGCCCUGAUCUCUAAGAACUGUCAUCUGAAACUGAAAGAUCUGUUCUCUGAGAAGCUCUACCUGAUUGGUCUAGUUGCCCUGGCGGUGGCUGUCAUCAUGAUCUUUGAGAUGAUCUUCACCAUGGUUCUCUGCUGUGGGAUCCGCAACGCCACCCCAGUGUACUAGAACCACGGAACCCUACUAGAACCACGGAACCCUUCUAGAACCACGGAUCCCUUCUAGAACCACGGAAUUAUAGAACCACAGAGGGGCUCAAAGGUACACAAAUCCUGUACAGAUCGAAGUCAUCGAAGGGGAUUGAAAA
This is a messenger RNA of Salvelinus namaycush (lake trout), 856 nucleotides long. Its product is annotated as CD81 antigen-like. The transcript has 9 exons. Bases 1 to 717 code for a protein of 238 amino acids. Gene Ontology annotation, cellular component: membrane. The record is from RefSeq and is a predicted model, not a curated record. Lineage: Eukaryota; Metazoa; Chordata; Actinopteri; Salmoniformes; Salmonidae.